This is a messenger RNA of Arachis stenosperma, 1842 nucleotides long. Its product is annotated as probable arabinosyltransferase ARAD1. The transcript is spliced from 2 exons. Gene Ontology annotation, molecular function: glycosyltransferase activity. Lineage: Eukaryota; Viridiplantae; Streptophyta; Magnoliopsida; Fabales; Fabaceae. The record is from RefSeq and is a predicted model, not a curated record. The coding region runs from base 214 to 1749 and encodes 511 amino acids.
CCUUUGUAGAAUUGUAGUGUUCUUUUCAAGUGUUUUUGAAUCAUACACCCAUAAAGUUUUUCAACUUGAGUUUCAACCCAUUUCUUCCUUUUUCCUUUUGAAGGAAUGUGGAUAAUUUCAAUGUGCAACCAUGGUAACAUAUUAUCCAUGGUUAUUUAUUAUUUCAAAUAGCAUAGUGACAUUUGGUUGGAAUGCUAUUAUCACACUAUAACAAUGGCUGAGAGGAAUGUGUCACACUCACAUUUCAAGGUUGUUUCUAGAAACUCCUUACUCUCCUUCUUUUCAUUGAUAACUAUGUUGUUCAUGAUGUCAUGGCUCUUCAUUCUCCGAUCCACCCGACCAGAGGACAAUCCUAAUGCGAUCGACCGCAAUGCGUUACCUGAUUCCAAUCAAUUCUCCACCAUCAACACCGAGUCUCCGUUUGGAAACCGUGCAAUCCUCGGCAAUGAACAAGAUUUAGAACCAACUAGCCAUGAGACUAAGAAAACAUUGCCUGAUGAAACAAAUGAUUCUGGAAAAUGCAGCACCAAACCAAGAACAAGUGGCAAAAAAAGUGUCCUGAAAAUUUUCAUGUAUGAUUUACCUUCUGAGUUUCAUUUUGGACUAUUGGAUUGGAAAGAAGAAGGGCAUGGUGUUUGGCCUGAUCUCAGAAGAAAAUUACCACAUUACCCCGGUGGAUUGAACUUGCAGCAUAGCAUAGAGUAUUGGCUUACUCUGGAUCUUCUUGCUUCAGAGCAACUACCUGAAUCCUCGGAUUCAAGAAGUGCAAUCCGAGUUCAUAACUCGAGCGAAGCUGACGUCAUAUUCGUCCCAUUCUUCUCUUCUCUGAGCUACAACCGGUUCUCACGAACCGAUCCGCACGAGAAGAGAAGCAAUAACAAGGUGCUUCAGGAGAAAGUGGUGAAAUUCGUGACGGCGCAAUUAGAAUGGAAGAGGUCAGGGGGGAGGGAUCAUGUGAUCUUAGCACAUCAUCCGAAUAGUAUGUUGGAUGCAAGGACGAAAUUGUGGCCUGCUACCUUCAUACUUUCGGAUUUCGGAAGGUAUCCUCCCAACAUUGCCAAUGUUGAGAAAGAUGUGAUUGCACCUUACAAGCAUGUUGUUGAAUGCUAUGAAAACGAUUCAUCUACCUUUGAUAGCCGUCCAACUCUUCUCUACUUCCAAGGAGCAAUAUAUAGAAAAGAUGGAGGGCACGUAAGGCAAGAGCUAUUUUACCUCUUAAAAGAGGAAAAGGACGUACACUUCUCAUUCGGGAGCGCUCAAAAAGGAGGAGUCAAGGACGCAUCCGCCGGCAUGCGGUCAUCGAAAUUCUGCCUGAACAUAGCCGGCGACACGCCGUCGUCGAAUCGCCUAUUCGACGCCAUAGCAAGCCAUUGUGUCCCGGUGAUCAUCAGCGACGAGAUUGAGCUCCCAUACGAGGAUGCAAUCGACUACACCGACUUCUGCAUAUUCGUCCGCACCAGGGACGCUCUCAAGAAAAGGUUCCUCAUAGAUUUCGUCAGGAGCGUUAAAAAGGAUGAGUGGACUAGAAUGUGGAACAGGUUGAAGCAGGUUCAAAAGUACUAUGAGUUUCAGUUCCCUUCCAAGGAAGCUGAUGCUGUUCAAAUGAUUUGGCAGGCUGUGGCACGCAAGGCUCCUCUCAUGAGGUUGAAAACAAACAAGUCUAGAAGAUUUUUUAGGUCUGUUUAUGGUACUAAUAUGGGCAAUGUUAGGGUUAAAUCAUCAUUACCUACACCCAAAAACUUUUGGUGACUGUGUUAUUUAUAUUUAUUUUUGUCUACAUAUUAAGUCAAUAUACAAAAUGGAUUUUAUAUGCUUAGCAGGUGGGGAUUCAAACAAGUAAUA